CGCGCUGUAAGAUAAAUGCAAGCUAUAGCUGGAUGGUUGCCACAAUUUUCUCUAUAUAUGCGUGAACGUGUCCAUCCAGCCCAGUAUGAAAGUUACGUCGCGAGUGAAACGAGUCGUUCAGUUCUCGCGAUGGAGUAUCUGUGGCAUGCAUUGCAAUGUGUCCUCGUAAUUGUCGGCUUCACUCUCGCCGCUCUAAUUUACCGCCAGUACACUUAUUGGAAGAAACGUGGGAUCCCAUACAUGGAAGUGAUACCACUUAUUGGAAAUCAGGCGCCGAUCUUCUUCAAACUGAAAACUUUUCCCGAGCUUAUACUGGACAUGUAUAACCGAUACCCCAAUGCAAGAUUCAUCGGUAUGAUGGAUUUUAAUACGCCCCUCGUCUUCAUUAGGGACCCCCAAUUGAUUCGCGACAUUGGCGUGAAGAAUUUCGACAACUUUCCGGAUCAUAUGAGCUUCGUCGAUGAGAAGGUGGACAAGCUUUUUGGAAAGAACAUAUUUUCUCUUCGCGGCGAACGCUGGAAGGAAAUGAGGGCGACGCUGAGUCCCAGCUUUACCGCCAGCAAGAUGAAGUUCAUGUUCGAAUUGAUUUCCAAGACUUCCAAGGAUUUCGUCACAUAUCUACUCGAGCAUCCGGAAGAGACAAAGUCCAUCGAGACGAAAGAUGCCUUCACGCGAUACACGAACGACGUGAUCGCCAGUGCAGCUUUUGGCAUAAGCGUUAAUUCGAUGCGUGAAAAAGAUAAUGACUUCUAUAUCCACGGAAAGGAGGCAACAGAUUUUGAGGGAUUCUGGAAAAUUAUGAAGUUUGUUAUGUUUCGCGUAUGUCCGAGUAUUUUGCGAUUGAUGGAUCAAGGCUUUGUAACGCGCGACACGGCAACAUUUUUUAGGACCCUUAUCCAAGAUGCUGUUAAGGCUAGAGACGAAAAGGGAAUCGUCAGACCGGAUAUGAUUCACUUGCUGAUGCAGGCCAGAGAUAACGAACGUGUAUCAUUGUCCACCGAUGACAUCGUGGCUCAAGCUUUUAUAUUCUUUGUGGCUGGUUUCGAUACUUCCUCGACUUUGAUGUGUUACAUGCUUCAUGAGUUGGUGUUCAAUCCUGACGUCCAGCAAAAGCUCCGCGAAGAGGUUGAUCAGGUGACUUCUAGUGCCGAGGACGAGGUCACCUAUGAGAUGUUACAGAAGAUGAAGUACAUGGACAUGGUCAUCUCUGAAACUCUACGAAAACAUCCUCCAGUUCCUGCGAUCGAUCGUGUCUGUGUUAAGAGUUUUCAGCUUCCGCAGUCGAUGCCAGGGUACAGUGAUGUCACAGUUGAGAAGGGCUCUGUCGCGUGGUUUCCAGUGCACGCUCUUCACUAUGAUCCACAAUAUUUUCCGGAUCCAUAUAAAUUUGAUCCUGAAAGAUUUAAUGACGAGAAUAAGGACAAAAUUGUGCCUUACACUUAUUUGCCCUUUGGACUGGGUCCUCGAAUGUGUAUUGGAAAUAGAUUCGCGUUGAUGGAGACGAAAAUUAUCGUUACACAUUUGGUGCAAAACUUUCUGGUUGAACGAACGGAAAAGACUAUUGAUCCGGAUAAGUUUACUCUACAAAGUUUUAGUAUUACACCGAAAGAAGGUUUUUGGCUUCGGCUAAAGCCACGAAAAAUUUAGGAUCGGUUUCCUUCUAGUUUUCUUAUUAUUUUUUUUUGAUUUAACAAUUCUCAAAGCUAGCGAUCAUGUUAUUUAGUUUAUUUCUUAGACGUCCAAAUGACGGUGUUACUUAAAGAAGAAUUUCGCUGAGACUUGGAAAAUAAUAUCUUGUUAAAGUCUAAUUGAUAAACUAAUAUUCAUACAAAAAGAUUUUUGUACUGUGCUGGUAAUAAUGUCUAUUAUAGAAUACGAAAAAUAUUUGUACGAGAAAUAAAGGUAUUUCAAAUAAACAAAUUGUCACACUGUUAGUGCAAUCUAUAUAGGGUCGUCCACGAAUACUGCAGGUAAUAAACUUAGCCCGUCUAUUUGAUUUCUACGUUGAAAUCACCUUCGAGUUGUGGAAUAUUGUAGGAUAUUCAAGAGACUCAUUAUCGCUGAUUUCUAUAAAAAGAAGGCCCUUCAAAGUGGAAACUCGUGACCCAAUUGUAAUACAGAUUUUUACUUGGAUGCUUAAAAGUUCUGUAAAUAUUUUGAAAUUUUUUAUCUAAGUAAAAAACAUGGUUCGCCUGUUGCAUUUGAAUUUCUACUCUCUGGAUUUUUUGUUUUACUAUUUAAAAAAUUUUUUUUAAAUUUCUAAUUGAUCUUUUUCUAAAUAUUUUUAACUAAUUUUAGCUCAUGGUCACCGAAAAAGCGCUAUCCAUCCAUGUUGAAUUUCUUAUUAUUGAGCAAUGAAAUGUUCGCACGAGGCGCAUUAAUUUAGAUUUUUUUGUAAAGUUCUAUUUGAAAUUGUUAAUUCACCCGUCCUUCGAUGUGCAUAAAAUAUCAAUAAGUGUUCAAGCAACACGCACAUUGUUUUACUGCAUUUUAAGUAGCGCGAAUGUUGUACGAACCCUGAAAUUCUUUCAUCGUCUUAUUUAUUACUUUUUUAAGUAUCAAAUAUUAGCAGUGUCAUUUAUCAAAGGUCAAGAUGAGUAUGGAUGAUGUAAUGCAUUGAAUUGUUUAUAUACGUUUAGUAAUGUGGAGAGAAAACGUGAUUUGUCACUAAUGGAUGCAAGUGGAUGCUCAUGAAGGAAUACGUUUUUAUUUUUAUUUUCUGGUUUGUGCAGUAGAUGUCUCGCGGCUACUUGGCAUUGUCUAUUGAAUAGCUAAUAUGUCUUGUUCACGGGCUUAUAUGGUUAGCUAUUCAGGGGAUUGUUUACAACGGUCAAUCAGAAGAAAUUGGCUUUCGAAAGAAUAAUUAAUUUCAUGUGCUAUAAACUUUGAAUUAUUUUCAUAAACGAAUUCUUUUAGA
Cephus cinctus (wheat stem sawfly) is the source of this 2917-nucleotide messenger RNA. RefSeq names its product cytochrome P450 9e2. The record is from RefSeq and is a predicted model, not a curated record. The transcript has a single exon. NCBI's taxonomy places the organism in Eukaryota, Metazoa, Arthropoda, Insecta, Hymenoptera, Cephidae. Bases 16 to 1647 code for a protein of 543 amino acids. Gene Ontology annotation, molecular function: iron ion binding; heme binding; oxidoreductase activity, acting on paired donors, with incorporation or reduction of molecular oxygen.